Molecule: messenger RNA, 1352 nt
Organism: Styela clava
Lineage: Eukaryota; Metazoa; Chordata; Ascidiacea; Stolidobranchia; Styelidae
Product: CD209 antigen-like protein D
Source: RefSeq, a predicted model, not a curated record
CUGUUUUUUUGCAGUUGUAGAAAAAUAAUGAUGUUUUCAGUUUCACUGAUACUACUUAUCGUAUCUUUGCCCAAAGUCAUUCUGGAUUCGACAUGUUCGGUACAACACGACAGUUCUCGAUCUAGAUUGACCCUCGAUAUUGAUUGGGAAAAUGCGAAUAAUGGAAUAGGUAGACCUGGUAAAAGAGGGGCCAUCGGGCCAAGUGGCCCAAAAGGAGACAAAGGGAGUGUCGGAGUAAAAGGAGACAGUGGUGUAGUUGGACCCCAGGGGCCCCCUGGCGAGAAUGGUGAAAGGGGUCUGCGUGGUUACACUGGACCGAAAGGUGACGCAUCGUCAGAAGCAAUAAUUGAAUUGGAAAAACUAAGAACAAGAAUCGAAGAAUUAGAAGGAUGGGUAACUAUACAAAAUCGAUACAAAUACUGGAUUAGUCAACAAGCUACAACAUGGCAAGUUGCUGACGAAGAUUGUAAAUCUAGGCACGCACGAUUAGUUGCAAAAAGUAUUCGCGACUCGUCAACACAGAAAACAAUAUUUGAUGCAGUACGGACAUCAAGGCUUCGUCUCUGGGUAGGCUUAAAUGAUAUUCAAAAUGAAGGUAGUUUCAUUUGGUCUGAUGGGCAGACGUCAACAAAAUCUAACACCCCUUGGAGAGCCGGAGAACCUAAUAAUUACGGAAAUCAAGACUGCGUUACGACCCAAUACGAUUGGCCGACAGACCUCGACGACGCGCCAUGUUCAAGAAUUUACAGAUAUAUAUGCGAGAGGGACGUGGCCUGAAAGAUACAUGAAUAAUUAUUGUGCAGACGUUUUCUGAAAUGAAAUUGUAUUAGAAGUAUAUACUUCCAAUUGCUAGUAAAAUAUAUAUUACAAUACACGUGCUUUAAUCAUAGUAUUCUUCCCAUUACGACGAUUUGAAGUUUCUACUGGAAAUUGAACGAAUUUUUACAAAUAAAAUAUUAAAAAAUCGUACCCAAUAAUAUCUACAAUAUUGUAUGAUUGGCAAGUUAUCCGAAUAAACAACAACCAAGAUCGCGUACAAAUGUUCUAGUUAUAUUACCCGCCGUGGCGUUGAGAAUAUGCAUUAUAAUUUAAGCUUGUACAAAGAACAUUGACUUCUUUUUGCUAUUUAAAACGUUGUAUUUAGCGUGUUGCUAUGUUACACCCACAGAUGCAAUAGGUUGGUGGGUAAGCGUGCACUAAGUCAUAUUCCAGGAUAUACGUAUAAUAGUGACCACGUUUGGUACUCCUCGCCUAUCAUCUCAUCCAGGAUAAACUAAAUUAUUGUUUACAAUGACAUGAAAAUAUCAUUUCGGACUUCGAGUUGCUAAUGGAUAAAUACUAUCAGGGAAUGA